CUGUCCUCAGCCUAGAGAUGAAUAACAAAAGGAUUUUUGUAGCCAGGAUUGGGUUUUAUGUUAUAAACUACACUUGGCACUUCUUAUCCAUUACAAUUGCAAUGCCCUCUUGUCUUGUAUUGGACAUAGGACUUGGUGUAUAAGAUAAUACGAUAGUUCUGGACUUUGUGUGUAACUAUUCGGUAUGGAUGUAGGCCUAUAAACCUGCACAUCUGGACUUACUGUAUCGCUUAUUACAAAUCAUAUUGAAGUUUCUUUAAAACCUCCAUGGAACAAUUCUAAACUGGAUUAUAAACAUCAUAACUACACCCUAAUAUCACACCAUCCAAGCCAGUAAUGUUUUGUCUUCACAGCAUUGCUUUCCAGUCAACAAACAUGACUAGAGUAAAUACCAAAGAUUUGAAAAUGAACAUAUGUUGAAGGAAACCGUGCUUAAUCGCACCAUCACAUUGAAGAAAGAGGAAAGGAAUUAGCUGGACAUCUCCACUAACUAUAUGAUACUGGAUCAGCUGUUUGGAUUGCAGUGAUGUUUAGUUAAGUGAAAAAAAACAAAAGAAAUCAAUAAGCCAGCAUUAUCUGUUGAAGAACUGAUGCGUGCAAAUAAAAUUUCAGAAUUUUAAUUUAUGCAGAGAAGCGACAAGUAUCAAGUCCAGCAAAUGGGUCUUGCUUCUAACAGCUUCAGUCCAAACGAGUCUAUGUCCACUGAGAAGUCCAGGGACACAGAAGACAACGGAACGUCAAAACAAAUGACCCAAGUUGGCGUUGAGAAUAAAAGCUUCUAUGAGGAUGUCCAGACAGAAACUGUCGUUAAACCGGCAAAGGAGGAGCUCCAAAAUGGUGGCCCCCAAGCUGACGGGAACACGGGGAUGUGUGAGACCAACGUGGAUGUGGAUGCAGAUCCCGAACCAGGCCCAGCAGUCGACGCUCCUGUCUCGUUUGACCCUAAGAAACGACCGUUGCUGUAUUGUAAAUUUAUUGUCAAACAUUAUAAGCUGGCGUUUGCUCUGACACUAAGUGGACACCUGAUCUUCCUUGUUGCCUCGGGUAUCAUGAUUCUGGCAGGAUACAGUCUAUUCCCUACAGACUUUCAAGGAGUCCCACUCAACAUGAAUAAUGACGACACUUUCCUGAGAGAAGUGGCUUGGAGUUACAGAGACGAGGAUGAGUCUAUACUCAAAGUCAACACCAGCGCAGAAAUGGUUGGGGCAAGAACGAAAAAUGGGGACAUUUUGCAAAUUUUCUAUCAAGGUGCCAACGUACUGACCAAAGAGAAUCUGCAAGCUAUCAAAGACCUCGAAGAGCAAAUGACCAGCAAGCCUGAGUGGCUCAAGUUUUGCAAACAGGACGUCAAGAAUCUACAGGCCGGCUGUUCAAAACCUUCUUCUUUAAUACGAUUUUUUGACGGCAGCUUUCACCCUUCACUGAACGACCCCACGUUUUCUAACAUAUCUGGCAUACUGUACACAGCCUUAAACAUUCCAUUGUUGAAUCGAACACUCCAGGCUCUUGUGGGCACGGAGGCUGUGAUAACUCCUACAGAGGCUUCCACCACGAUAACCCGGACUUUGUUUUUUACUGGACUACCCCUGGAAGGUUAUAAUUUGACGACAGACUCAGUGUCUGACCAGAUGACUUUAAUACAGACGUUUCUGGUGGAUAAUUUUCGCAGCAGAUUGUAUGAGUUGCUAGACGACGGACUGAACGGAAUGACAGUCAACUUCAUAGCACGUCAGCUCCUUAUGCACGACAUCUUCGAUCAGGUGAUCUACGAUCUUCUCCUGGCUGUUGGUUCUUUCCUCUUUAUCUUCAUCUUCAUGUUGGUCCAGACCAAUUCCCUGUUCCUCACCAGCUUCUCCAUCUUCAGCAUCUUGACCAGCUUCCUGGGAGCUAACAUUGUCUACAGAGUCAUACUGGACUACAGAUAUUUCGGUAUCUUCCACGUGCUGUCAAUAUUCAUCAUUCUCGGUAUCGGGGCGGACAAUAUCUUUGUCUUCAAUGAUACCUGGAGAGCCACCGCCCACGAGAAACACGCGAGCAUGGAGGAACGACUCAGUUCCUGUUAUCGCCGGGCUUCCAAGUCGAUGAUGAUUACUUCCCUGACCACCUUUGUGGCCUUCGUCUCCAAUGCAUUCUCUCCCUUACUUCUCAUCAGCUCGUUCGGAGUGUUCUCCUCUGUGUUGGUGGUGGUCAACUUCUUCUCGGCCAUUGUCUUCUUCCCGACCUGCGUCAUUCUCCACCAUAAGAAAUGGGAAAGAUGGAGCUGGCCUUGUCUGCGGGCCUUCAGAAAUUGCUCCAUGUAUCCUUGUGCCAAAAAGGAUGAAAGCAAGACCGGACACAGGCCCAACAUGGUGGUCAGAUUUUUCCGCGGACCCUAUCACGCCGCAGUGACGCACCGUGUAGGGAGAUGGUUGUUUAUAGGCGUGUGUUUAGCCAUCAUUGCAGCCUCUUUAUACUUUGUCACCGAACUGAAAAUGUCCGAAAAAAAGACCCAAUUGUAUAAAAAUGGUCACAAUUAUUAUGAAUCGGAACAAAUCAACAAUUAUGCCUUCAAGUCAAGUUUGGAUGAUAAAAAUAUCAAGGUAAUCAUUGCAUUUGGGCUCAAGAACCAAGACAUGAGCGGCUGUCACAAGACCGACUACAAGUGUAAAGGGAAAACAGUUUGGGAUAACUCGUUUGAUCUUAACCCUAAACCUGCCCAGUUAGCUCUCUUGAAACUGUGUGAACGCAUAAGAAGCACUUCCAACAAUGACCUGUUAUAUUUAAAACGUGACCCGGUCACCAAUCUUGUAGACAUGGAUUGCUUUAUAACACAGAUGAAUGAAUUUAUGAGGAAUGAAAGUCCUGUGACUACUCCGUAUGGGACAACAAAUCUGUCACUACCCACGUCUGAGAUCAAGUAUGCACCGUUCUUCUCGGCCCACAGGUCUCUGUACAAUGCGUCUUUCAUCGACGAAAACUUUUACAGAUAUUUUGAGACUAUUAAGUCUUACUGGAUAAAUAAUCGAUACAAUGGAACACUUACACACGAGUAUGGGACAUAUUCGAUACUGUUGGGCGAGUCAAAAGAUGCACGGGAUACUUCAACGAUACUCUCUAAACCAGGUGCUUACUACGGCACUCGACUGAGGUAUGCUGGCAUUGAAAUCAGGACAACGCUCACUGCUGGCACUAAAGACUUUCAAGCCGGACUUGACAUUUAUAAUGCCUGGGAGAAGUUUGUCUCUGAUGAGGUCAGCCAGAUGCCCCCUUCACUUCAGGGAGGGAUUCAGUUAACACCCGCUGCAAGUUCCAAUGAAUGGCAUGAAUUUAAAAGACAAGAGGCUCUAGCCAAAUCAGCGCUUCAAGGUAUCAUUAUUGGCCUCUGUCUGGCCUUCUUUGUUCUCACAUUGGCCACCACCAAUGUCAUCAUCAGCACUCUGGCCACCAUUACCAUCGUCCUCGUCACAGUAACCAUAGCUGGAUGUAUACCAUUGUUUGGGUGGAAGAUCUCAGUCAUCGAGUCUAUCAACUUGUCACUAGUGGUCGGCUUGGCCGUCGAUUACGUUGUCCAUCUCUCUGAGAGCUACCACAACUCACCCCAGAAAACCAGACAAGCCAAGGUCAGGGACAUGCUGGAAAGCAUGGGUGUCUCCGUGGUGUCGGGGGCCAUCUCCACCCUAGGCGCCGCGGCCUUCAUGAUCGGCGCCCAGAUCCAGUUCUUUUUACAGUUCGGCAUUUUUAUGUUCUGUACCAUAGGGUUCUCUCUCAUCUACUCCCUGUGUUUGUUCACCCCCGCCCUCGCACUGAUGGGCCCAGAGGAGCACUGCGGAUCCCUGGUGCCCCUUGUUCGGUGGGUGUGGUAUAAAAUUAUAGGUCGUGGGAAAGAAGACACUCAAUGCAAGGACUGUCAUGGGAAGGGGUUCGUCAAACACAGCAAGGAUUAGGACCAUUCCUUUGAACACGAAACAGCAAUGUGUACAUAGUUUCAACUAUUUAUUUCUUGGACAAAUACAUUCCACUCAAUGCUGUAUAGCUCUGUGUCUUUGUUGUUGUUUUAUUUCCAUUUAAUACGGCGCCUAUGACUUGGGAUGAAGAUGUAAAUAGAAUGAUCAACAAGAAAUAAAAGAUUACUUUUUAAAUACAAAACUUAUCUAAUUUCAUUUCGCUGAAAAUGGCAGGGUUUAGCUCCCUUUCUGCUAUUUACAACAAAAUUAACUAAUUAGUACUGAUUGAUUAACUAACUGGUAAACUUUUGGAUUGAUUCGUGUAUGAUCAUCGACUAUGAAUAAUUAUGCAAAAUUUCAACUUGAUCCGAGAAUAAGAGGUGGAUAAAAAAAGGUUUCAAAACGUAAAAAGGGGAUUAAAUCCAUCCACAUCUAUCAUUAAGUAGCAUUUAUUCCCCUUAUUUCGAUAUCAAAAGAAAAUAAUGGUCACGAGUAAUUAAUUAACUAAUUGGAUACUUUUUUUUCGAUUGAUUCAUGUCUUGUCAGGUGCAAUGGACAAUUGUGCAAAGUUUCAACUUGAUCCGAGAUUGUGAGAAAUGAGAGGCAAAAUGUGUUCAAGCUUUUUACCAGACAGACACAGUGAAUUGAUAUAAGUUUUGUAAAAAGUAACGCUAAGACGAUCUCUAGAAUAGGGUGGGAUCAGGUUCAAAUCUCAUACACGGUUGUAAAAAAUUCAAGAAAAAGAGAUUUAAAUAUAUUUGCCAGUGCCUGCGAUACAACGUCCUUGGAAGCAUACGAAUAUUUAUGCAUUGGCGGUUUCUCGUCAUUUUAAGGCUUAUUUCAAGGAAGGAAUUGUGCAACUGAAUAUGAUUUUCUGGAAUCCUGUAACAUUCACUAUACGAACCAUGUUCAGAAGGGUAAAUGAUGAUUGUGUGUGUUUUAUAUAAACAAAGUACAUAGAAGCCUAAUUCAAUAAGCCCAGGUCGUGUGUGUAUGUGCGCGUGUAAUGUAUAUUGUACGUGUUUGCAGCUAUAUAUUGUUCUUGUUAUAAGUAAUAACGCUGAGGUGUACAAUUGUAGUCAAACUGAAUAACUAUUCGUUUAGUUUACUUUCUUUAUUUUAUUGUAUCUUAUAAUUUAAAAGAUUCCAUUCUAGAGUUAUGUAUGUUUUUUUAAAUACAA
Biomphalaria glabrata is the source of this 5104-nucleotide messenger RNA. RefSeq names its product protein dispatched homolog 3-like. The record is from RefSeq and is a predicted model, not a curated record. Lineage: Eukaryota; Metazoa; Mollusca; Gastropoda; Planorbidae. The transcript has 22 exons. The coding region runs from base 624 to 3923 and encodes 1099 amino acids. Gene Ontology annotation, cellular component: membrane.